UUUAAAUCUCAUGCGUCUUGAGGCAAAAAAGCUCAGAUUUGUUUUUUUUUCUAAAAGAUUUGAAGUCUUAAAUAGUCAAAAUGAUUCAAAGAGAUGAGCAUCUUACUUUAAAGUUCUAUUUUACGACUUGUUUAAAAAGAUAAGCUUCCAGUAAUGCUUCAAAUGUAUUUUUAUGUGAUUUUUUUUGUGUUUGAAGAAGUUAAUAAUUCUGCAAAUCACAGCACACAGACUUUGUAAAUGAGGGGUUUAAACCCCAUUUGGAAACCAUGAUAAAUUGAUCCUUUAAGUUGAGCACACUGGCUCAGAAACACUCCUAAAAGCAGUUGUUUACCAAGAAAAAAAAGUAAUUUAUGUCUAGUCUUUGAGACAUCCUGAAAUCUGAAAGAAAGAAAAGCUGAAAAUCAGAAAAAGAGCGCCAAUAUUUUAUCUCAAACAUAAACGCUGUUAAAAUAAAACACAGUUUUUGUUCUGCAUCCUUUCAAACCAAUUUUUGAUCAACAAUUAGCCAAUUUUCUCACUUUUUGUAUAAACCAGAGCCCUUUUUCCACUCCCAGGAUUCAGUAUUUCCCUCAGCACACUGAAAAAACUGUACUUUUUAACAUUUUUACAACAACUUGUACCUAACUGUUGUUUAAAAACAGUUGCGGCCUUCAGUUUUGACAGCUCCUGAGCGAUGAUUAGAAGAGCGGCAACAAAAGGCUAAAAAAAACAGGCAAGAACAACAAGCUAAUAGUGGCAGUGGUCGCUAGUUUGGCCAUUUGCCUACGUUUGUUUAAGCAAUCGCCUUCUUUGAAAACAAAGUAGAGUAAUGGACGGGUGUUUGCAUAUGUGUGGAGGACUCAAACGGCUGAUUCUGCUGGGUUUGAUGGACGAAUAGACGGAUAUGGACAUGGAAAAUGCAUUUGGGCAGAAUGUCGGUGAGGGGCCUGGACCCCACCUGUGCCCCCUCUAUAAAGCGGGAACCUUCCAGCCCCACCCCGAGCUCUCAGGGUGACGUUAGUCCGCCUCAGCCGAGUCCGGGGAGCUCCUCCUCGGACACCAACUCCAGCUACGGCCCCCUCAAGAACCUCGCUCAUAGCAAUGGCUUGGACUCGCCGGGCCUCCAGGGUCACGCCGCAGCUUUGGCCGGCAAUGGAGGAAGCACCAGGAGGUGUGGGGAGGAAGAAGGCCAGGUGAAGUGUGAGUUCAUGCUGGGUUCAGUCGCCAAACGGUUGUGUCUGGUGUGCGGGGAUGUGGCCUCGGGGUACCACUACGGUGUGGCCUCCUGUGAGGCCUGUAAGGCCUUCUUCAAGAGGACCAUUCAGGGUAACAUUGAAUACAGCUGCCCAGCAUCUAAUGAAUGUGAAAUCACCAAGAGGAGGAGGAAAUCGUGCCAGGCUUGUCGAUUUGUGAAAUGUCUGGCAGUGGGCAUGCUCAGAGAAGGUGUGCGUCUGGACCGGGUUCGAGGAGGACGACAAAAGUACAAGAGAAGGAUAGAUGCCGAGAACAGCCUGUAUCUGCACUCUCAGAACCCCCUCCCGCAGAAAAAAACAUUCUCUGCUGGCGGCGUGCUUGAGAACAAAGUGAUCUCCCUGCUGCUGGUUGCCGAGCCGGAGGGCAUCUUCGCCAUGCCGGAUCCCACGGUACCGGAGAGCGACAUCAAGGCUCUGACCACGCUGUGCGACCUGGCCGACAGGGAGCUGGUGGUCAACAUCGGCUGGGCCAAACACAUCCCAGGCUUCGCCUCUCUUUCUCUGGCAGACCAGAUGAGUCUCCUGCAGAGCGGCUGGAUGGAGAUUUUGAUCCUCCGGGUUGUGUUUCGCUCUCUGGCUUUCGAAGACAAGCUUGUGUACGCGGAGGACUACAUCAUGGACGAGGAGCAGUCCAAGCUGGCCGGGCUGCUGGACCUCAACAACGCCAUUCUGCAGCUGGUGAAGAAGUACAAAAGCAUAGGACUGGAGAGGGAGGAGUUUGUGGUCCUCAAAGCUAUCGCGCUCGCCAACUCGGAUUCCAUGCAAAUCGAGGACACGGAAGCGGUGCAGAGACUCCAGGACGAGCUCCACGGGGCUCUACAGGACUACGAGCUCACCCACCAUCCAGAGGAUCCGCGGCGCGCCGGCAAGGUCAUCAUGACCCUCCCCCUCCUGCGUCAGACGGCGGCCCGUGCCGUCCAGCACUUCUGCAGCAUUAAACAGGACGGCCGUGUGCCCAUGCACAAACUAUUCCUCGAACUCCUGGAGGCCAAAGCUUGAACAGCCAAUCAGCUUUGAGUGAGGGUGUAAGAAUUCAUGUUCAUAGCGUUUCACCUUUACGUCCGAAUUUGCAGUUGUGGAGCGGCAGGACUACUUUUCUAGCUAGAGCUACGCCCGUAGCGGAGCUGAAGACAAACGGACAAGCGGGAGGAAGCGCCUUCUACAGAUACUCCCCCCUCACAUGCCAAACGUAGUUUCUGCUUUCAAAAGGAAGGAGCUGAUACUUGAAGAUCCCCGCGGAUUGCUGCAGUUUUCAGGAUUUGGUCUGUUUUUGUGGUUUUUCUGUACAGAAAAUGAACGAAUGCUCUUUUUGCCAAAGAGUAGAGACGAAAUUUGAGGAAAAAAAAAACAUAAAUCGUCUACUAAAAUGUCUCAUAAAUUGUUCUAUGCUGUGAUUAGUAACUUAAAAACAAAUAAAUCUAAGAUUUAAAGAGAACUUCAGGGAAAAGGGAUACUAUGAUGCAAAUGUAUGACAGCAGGUAUUUAUUUUAAACUGACUCUGUUUGACUUUAAAAUUGCGGUGAAUUUUUUUGGUUUUUAAAGAUUUGAUAAGGUUUUCGUUUUAUUUUCUUUUUUUUUACAUUAGCUUCCCUGCUAUAUUAUAUCAUGAAAUGAAGAGGACUUUUCUGACUUAAUGUAAAAAGGCUGCAUUAUACAGUAAGUAUGUAUAUCUUGGAUUAGAGAGGUGCUUAUGUGUUUUUUUAUGGUAGAAAUCUCAGUGUCGGGUCAAAUCUGUGCACUUUUAUUUUCCCGUUUUAGCCAUAAAAUUUGGGGGAACCAGGUGAUGGCGUGUUUUUGUGUGACGAGUUUUGUGUUUCGCCUCCAUGAAGGGAUUAAAUUUGGAGGUAAUCUGAGUGCUCGGACAGUGUAAUCUGCUUUUUUUUUUUGGAUCCAUCAACAAUAUGGCAGUUCAAAUGUGUAAGUGUUGCUGUACAGUAUAUGCAUCAUGUCUUAUGCCAACAGAGGUGUUUCGUCUGGAAGAGCUGUUCUGUUUUAUUCUCAGGAUGAUUUAUUUGUAUUUUUUUUUUUUUGGCUAAUAAAUAUGAUCCCCUUAAUGCAAAGCUGAUAACACCCCAGUGUCGUCCUACGUUUGGUCUGCAGCAAAUUCAUUAAAAAGUGGUAAGUGGUUGCAGUCGACUCCACACGGGGCAACAAUGGACAACGCCGAGCCCAUUAUAGUGCAUUUAGGCCAGCUGAAUGGAGAUUUCUAAUUAACAUCCAUAAUAUAAUGAAGUGGAGCAGUCGCCCCGGAGAGCGCCCGACUCAUCGCUUCGUCACCGUCAUCCUGCGAGAAACAAAACUCCCCGCCUGGUUCACUAUUUAUAGUGACAAAAGUCUGCACUCUGUCUUCCUCUACAAGCUGCUGAAACAUUUGAUACCUUCUAUUUGGAGCAGGCGGGCCUGAGUGCGUUGUGUGUUUAUCGAUUUGUCCUCCGCUCUUCAUGCAGCCUGCAUGUCAUGGCUGUGCGAUCAGGGGGAAGGAAUUGUGUUUUUAAAAACUCCCGACUAAUGGCGCGCAAAGGUGAGACGUCAGACCUCUUUAUUGUCUGCAAAAACACUGUUUAAUUUGUUCCUUUGUUGAUGGAAUAACAAGAAUAAAUGAAAUAAAUUCAAAAUUAAAAGAAAAUGUUGGAAAAAUUAAUUUUGGGGAUUUUAAGCAGCAAUGAAAAGCUGUGUUUGGGGGGGGGCGCACCCAAAGAGAUGGACAUAACAUCAAUAGAUGGUUUGGGGAUGUUGCCAUCCAUUUUCAGGACUGUAUCCAUUUCAGGGUAUCUGAACCCAAACCAGCUCCUGUUGGGAAAAGGUGGAGUUCACCCUGAACAGUUCACCAGUCUGUUGCAGGGUCACACACAUAGACCAUUUAAAAUCACCAGUUUACCUAUAAAACAGGUUUUUGAAUUGUGGAGGAAGCUAUAGAGUCCCCACACAUGCUUACGGAGAACAUGCUAACUCUACACCACAUGUCAAAGUCACAUGGAAA
This is a messenger RNA of Oryzias melastigma (Indian medaka), 4212 nucleotides long. Its product is annotated as estrogen-related receptor gamma. Bases 897 to 2231 code for a protein of 444 amino acids. The record is from RefSeq and is a predicted model, not a curated record. Gene Ontology annotation, biological process: regulation of DNA-templated transcription. Gene Ontology annotation, cellular component: nucleus. Gene Ontology annotation, molecular function: DNA-binding transcription factor activity; nuclear steroid receptor activity; zinc ion binding. Lineage: Eukaryota; Metazoa; Chordata; Actinopteri; Beloniformes; Adrianichthyidae. The transcript is spliced from 8 exons.